Syngnathoides biaculeatus (alligator pipefish) is the source of this 1402-nucleotide messenger RNA. Its product is annotated as zinc finger and SCAN domain-containing protein 2-like. The transcript is spliced from 2 exons. Bases 135 to 1124 code for a protein of 329 amino acids. The record is from RefSeq and is a predicted model, not a curated record. Lineage: Eukaryota; Metazoa; Chordata; Actinopteri; Syngnathiformes; Syngnathidae.
AUAUAUAUAUAUAUUUGAGAUUGUCACAUUGAAUAAUUUAUACCCGACAAACAAAGUCGUCAUCGUGCACUUGGAAGCUUCUCCGCUUCUACUUCGGCGCGUUCUCCACGCGUGCGGACUUUUGUCGUGUGAAAAUGUGUCAAGUGGACAGGCUGAGAGCGCUGCUCAACGAGCGACUGAGUGCGGCCGUGGAAGAAAUUGUCGUCGUGUUUGGAAGGACCAUCGCGGAGUACGAGGAGGAACUUCGGCGGACCAAAGAGGAGAACCAGCGUCAGCGGCGAAUGCUCGACGCUCUUUCCGAGCCCCGAGUUGGCUCGCGCAAAGAAAGUUCCAGUGAAGAAUGUCUUCCAACUGAGCCGCAGGAGGCCGAGGCGCCGCAAAUUAAAGAGGAGGAGGAGGAGGAGGAGACGAAGGCCGCUGUCGCCUCGUCGCCGUCGGCCGGCGUUUCUCUGAAGGCCGGCGACGAGGGUGAAGGAGAAGCUGAUGGAGGAUCGCAAGCCCACAAGCUGGUAGCGCCGCUCUCCGAUCGCGAGGACGUCGUAAGGUCGGGGUCACCUGACACCGAGGAUGAGGAAUACUCCAAGAGCGAUGGGACAGGUCGCGCUGAGAAAAACCGCUGGAGAUGUUCUCGGUGUGAGAAAACAUUUCGCUACAGCAGCGCUCUCAUCAAACACAAUAUCAUCCACACGGGAGAGAAACCGUUCACGUGUUCAGUUUGUGGCAAAAGUUUUGCUCACAAGGGAAGUUUGACGGCUCACACGAUGACGCACACUGGGGAAAAACCCUAUUCCUGCUUGAUCUGCAACAAUCGCUUCACCGAUAGCUCGGCGUUGGUGAAGCACACCAGGAGACACACUGGGGAGAAACCUUUCAGAUGCUCGGUGUGCGGGAAAAGGUACACGCGAAAUGAAAAUCUGAAAGUGCACGCGAGAACGCACACCGGUGAGAAACCUUUUUCGUGCUCAGUCUGCAAGAAAAGUUUCAAUUCGCCGACGUCGUUCGUGCAACACAAACGAACUCACACUGGCGAGCAACCUUUUUCCUGCUCAGUCUGUAACAAAAGCUUCAAUUCGCAUUCGUCGUUUGCCCGACACAGAAGAACUCACGCCGGCGACGUCCAGUAACGUUCGCUCGUGCCUUCCCUCACAACCGUCGGCAUUCACGCUCGCACGCGUCUGGAGCCGGAAAUGAAGCUGCGGGACUCUCAAGACCUUGCCAAAUUUGCACUUUCGUGUAUUCAAGACUUUGAUGAGCAGGUCCGACUUUUGCGCUCAAAAAUGUGUCUUAGUCCACAAAUCGUGCUUGUGGCUUCCCUCAGAGGGUUGUUGUUGCUAAAAUCCACGCGACGGUAUCAUCAUCUCUUCGUUUCAUCAUAUUCAGAGUAAAGAGAGUCCCUGCAAUU